This is a messenger RNA of Ficedula albicollis (Collared flycatcher), 1703 nucleotides long. RefSeq names its product pyrophosphatase (inorganic) 2 (gene PPA2). Gene Ontology annotation, molecular function: inorganic diphosphate phosphatase activity; magnesium ion binding. The record is from RefSeq and is a predicted model, not a curated record. Bases 1 to 1581 code for a protein of 526 amino acids. NCBI's taxonomy places the organism in Eukaryota, Metazoa, Chordata, Aves, Passeriformes, Muscicapidae. The transcript is spliced from 15 exons. Gene Ontology annotation, cellular component: extracellular exosome; cytoplasm. Gene Ontology annotation, biological process: phosphate-containing compound metabolic process.
AUGAAGAAAAGUGCUGAGAAUGACAUGAAAGGCCCUCCAGGAGGUAGGAAGCAGCAUGGAGCUGAUGCUUGUCUCAAACCAGGCUCUGUCCCACUUUACACUAUGCACAGAGAGGCCAAAGCCAAGGCCAAAGCCUGCGAAGGACCUGUGAAGGAUACCACAGCCAACCAUCAAGCUGUGAUAGCCACGGGAGUGGGCACCAAAACACUUGCUCUGCCCGGCCACCUGCACAGUAACGAAGUUCUUCCUCAUGUUCAGGUGGAAGUUCCUGUGAGCCAGUUUCUGCCCACUCCAAGUCCCAGUGCUCGGCACCAGCGACAAGAGCCUGGCUCCAUCCUCUUGGCAUCCCCCGUGCUGGCGGCUGCGAGCACCUCGGCCUGGCUACACCGGGCUGCCGAGCCUGGGGAGAGCAGUGUUUUUGUAGAGAAUGAGGGCGGAUCCUGUAGACAUCCCGGCUUUUGGAGAGGGUGCUGGGCCUGCUCAGCCCCGGCCCAGCCGUGCCCUUGCUCAGCCCCGGAGGGCGCCGGGGGUGAAGCGGUGCCGUGUAAUGGCAGCGGGGGCCUGCGGCAGCCCGGGGACAGCCGGCGGCCCUCCCUCCCGCCAGCACGUCACCGAGGCGGGAGGCUGACAUCCAAAACGUGGGGCCCAGCCCCGAGCGGGGACCGCGAGUGGCAGUGCGGGGGCACGGGCGGUGCUCCAGGAGGUGUCUCAAGACCAGCGACAGCUGAGGAGAAUGCAGAUGGUAAAUAUAUUUCCCCAUUCCAUGACAUUCCCCUGUUUGCUGGACCUAAAGAGGAUAAAGAAAUUCCUGCAAAGAGGUCAAAGACUACUGGAUCUGAGGUACUGUUUAAUAUGAUUGUGGAAGUGCCUCGUUGGACAAAUGCAAAAAUGGAGAUUGCCACUGAGGAGCCGUUGAAUCCCAUUAAACAUGAUAUAAAGAAAGGCAAACUUCGAUAUGUGGCAAAUAUCUUUCCUCACAAGGGUUAUAUAUGGAAUUAUGGUGCCCUCCCACAGACCUGGGAAGAUCCAAACCAUAAGGAUGACGUUACCGGAUGUUGUGGGGAUAAUGAUCCUAUUGACAUUUGUGAAAUAGGUUCAAAGAUUCGUUCUUCUGGUGAGAUUGUUCAGGUGAAGGUCUUGGGGGUUUUAGCUCUUGUUGAUGAAGGAGAGACAGAUUGGAAGAUAAUUGCCAUCAGUGCAGAUGACCCAGAAGCUCAGAAAAUCCAUGAUAUCGAUGAUGUCAAGAAGCACAAACCAGGUUAUCUUGAGGCUACAGUUGACUGGUUCCAAUUAUAUAAAGUUCCUGAUGGUAAACCAGAAAAUCACUUUGCUUUUAAUGGAGAGUUUAAAAACAAGGAUUUUGCUGUUGAAAUUAUUAAAUCUACCCAUGAACACUGGAAAUCAUUGCUUCAUAAAAAAGCUGAUGGAGGUGCUAUAAAGUGCAUGAAUGUUCUGGUGAGUGGCAGCCCAUUUCGUUGCAGUGAGGAGGAUGCCCGAUCAAUUGUGCAGUCAGCACCAGCAUUUAUGAAUGGAGAUUCUGUUUCCCCAGAAGUUGAUUCCUGGUACUUUUUUCCCAAGUGAUCAUCAAGAUCUUCUGAAGGUGCAUCAUCAAAUCUUAAAAAUCAUCUCUUUCUUUGAAGAUAGGAAAAAGCACUGAUUGUUGGACUUCUGUUAAAACAACUUUUCAACUUGUAUAAACCUUC